Cyprinodon variegatus (sheepshead minnow) is the source of this 873-nucleotide messenger RNA. Its product is annotated as mitochondrial carnitine/acylcarnitine carrier protein-like. The coding region runs from base 136 to 873 and encodes 245 amino acids. The transcript is spliced from 9 exons. Gene Ontology annotation, cellular component: mitochondrial envelope. The record is from RefSeq and is a predicted model, not a curated record. Gene Ontology annotation, molecular function: O-acyl-L-carnitine transmembrane transporter activity. Lineage: Eukaryota; Metazoa; Chordata; Actinopteri; Cyprinodontiformes; Cyprinodontidae. Gene Ontology annotation, biological process: carnitine transmembrane transport; mitochondrial transport.
CGCUGAAUGAUUGUGUCACGGUAAAAUCAGUCCGGGUAGAAGUGGGUUAAAGGUCCUUUAGACUGCAGUGACAGCAGCAGCAGCUCUCCGGAGGAUCUCUCGGUGGAAAAGCAGAGAAGAGUGCGGGAAGCAAAAAUGGCCAAACAACAGCAGCCGAUCAGCCCGCUGAAGAACUUCUUCGCCGGAGGUUUCGGAGGGGUUUGCCUGGUUUUCGCCGGACAUCCACUGGACACCAUCAAGGUGCGCCUACAGACUCAACCAAAACCCAAACCUGGAGAGAGCCUUCUGUAUGCUGGAACCAUCGACUGUUUUAAAAAGACCUUGGCCAAAGAGGGUGUAAAAGGACUGUAUAGAGGGAUGGCGGCCCCAAUAAUAGGAGUUACGCCCAUGUUUGCUGUCUGUUUCUUUGGAUUUGGACUCGGCAAGAAGCUACAGCAGAAGACACCUGAUGAUAUCCUUACGUAUCCACAGCUGUUUGCUGCUGGGAUGUUAUCAGGCAUUUUCACCACAGCUAUCAUGGCUCCUGGAGAGCGCAUCAAAUGUCUCCUACAGAUUCAGGCCUCAACUGGAGAGGUGAAGUAUGCAGGGCCGAUGGACUGCGUGAAACAGCUGUACAGAGAGGCUGGGAUCAGAGGAGUCUACAAAGGAACAGCUUUGACUCUCAUGAGAGAUGUUCCAGCGAGUGGAAUGUACUUCAUGUCUUAUGAGUGGCUGAAGAACCUCCUCACACCAGCAGGAAAAAGCCCCAGCGAGCUCAGCAUUCCCAGCGUGCUGUUUGCUGGAGGAAUGGCCGGCAUCUUCAACUGGGCCGUUGCAAUCCCACCCGACGUUCUCAAGUCCCGCUUCCAAACAGAUGGCCGUAAACGCAAGUAA